This is a messenger RNA of Eriocheir sinensis (Chinese mitten crab), 6674 nucleotides long. RefSeq names its product palmitoyltransferase ZDHHC3-like (gene Dnz1). The record is from RefSeq and is a predicted model, not a curated record. The transcript has 6 exons. NCBI's taxonomy places the organism in Eukaryota, Metazoa, Arthropoda, Malacostraca, Decapoda, Varunidae. Bases 29 to 826 code for a protein of 265 amino acids. Gene Ontology annotation, cellular component: endoplasmic reticulum; Golgi apparatus. Gene Ontology annotation, molecular function: protein-cysteine S-palmitoyltransferase activity. Gene Ontology annotation, biological process: peptidyl-L-cysteine S-palmitoylation; protein targeting to membrane.
CUUCAGGUCCCGUCAGGAGGAUGUCAACAUGCCUGUCUUCCGGAGCGAUCCUUGUGGAAUAACCUGCCUGAUUCUCACCUACGCUGCGAUAUUCUACGCUGACUAUGUCAUCGUUAACUGGGUGGUGCUCCAGACUAUGUCCACCAGCUUGUGGGGUGCUGUACAUGCUGUAUUCUUCAAUAUCAUCGUGUUCAUGACAAUAAUGGCACAUGUCAGGGCAGUGUUUAGUGACCCAGGCAUUGUUCCUCUACCUCAAAGUCGCCUUGACUUUUCCGACAUGCAUGCUGGAGGAGAGAAGAACGAUGACUGGACAGUGUGCGCCAGGUGUGAAAUGUAUCGUCCUCCAAGAGCCCAUCAUUGUCGCAUUUGUCAACGAUGUAUACGCCGCAUGGACCACCAUUGUCCUUGGAUAAACAAUUGUGUUGGAGAAUGGAACCAAAAGUAUUUCUUACAGUUCCUAAUGUUUGUUGGAGUGAUGGCCAUAUAUUCUGCAUGUCUUAUUGCAUAUUCAUGGAUUAAGAGUUGUCCUGAAUGUUCCAAGGAUAUGAUGGUGAAGCAGAGUAGACUAUUACAUUCAGUUAUAUUAAGUAUGGAAAGCAUACUGUUUGGCUUAUUUGUUUUGGCAAUCAUGUGGGACCAAAUGCAGGCAAUCCUUACUGAUGAAACAGCAGUUGAACAGGUGAAACGCCAAGGUCCUUAUCGUGCACGGCGACCUAAGAUGGUUCUUUUGCGAGAGGUGUGUGGCCGCAGCCGCCCCAUUCUGUGGGUAUUCCCUUGCACCAGUGCUCCAAGGAAUACUGAACCAUCUUACAAUGUAACUGUUUAAAACAUUAUUCCAAUCUUUCAUCUAGAUCUGAUCUCUAUCACACACACACACACACACACACACACACACACACACACACACACACAUGCUUACUCCGGUAGCUCAGUCGGUUAGAGUGCUGCGUUGCAAGGCUUCACGGCAAAACAGGCCCCGCUCAGGCCGGAUUCUUUCCGUUGACUAGGAGUGGUUACUGUCCCCCCUUGAGCAAGGGGGAUGGGGUGUGUGGUGUGUGAGGUCCUGGCAGUACCCAGAGAUUCACAAUAAUGAGCACUUGUUCACGUCGUGAGGGUACCUGCUGGCGAAAGCGAGUCCAACUCGUGAUCACGCCGUGGUGAAUUACACACACACACACACACACACACACACACAUACACACACACACACCUGUGUGUGUGACCUGUGUGUGUGGAGCGAGAGAGAAACGAGAGGACAUGGAAAAAAGUUGAGGGCAACCACGUGUAGGCGAGAUGUGAAAAAGUUUAGCUUCCCAAACAGAAACAAUGAGCUAUGGAAUGGACUGGAGGAGGAGGUGGUUUGUGCAAGAAACAUUCAUGAUUUUAAGGAAAAGUUGGAUAAGAGAGGAUAUGGAGACGGGACAGCGCAAGCGUAGCUCUUUUCCCGUAUGUCACAACUAGGUAAAUACACACACGCACACACACACAGUCAUAUAAUCAGUAGUUUUUAUUUGAAAAUUUUUAGUGUUUGAUCUGUUGAACUAAUAGCAUUUCCAAACUAAAACAUACAUAUGAUACUUCAUGUGGUACAUAUUCAUGAGUUACAUACAAAAAUGUAAUGAUUAUUUAUCCCUUCGUGCAGUUAUGAUUUUUAAUCUCAACCAUGCUUUAUUAAUGUCAGUACUAUUCAUACUUGUGUUUUCCUAGUGCACAGAUGCACUGCAGACCUUGCAUAGCUUUACUGUGGCCUGUGGUUUUAUGUAAAGAAAACUACAUAUUAUCUGCGUCAUUAUCCUGUUUCCCAUAGCCAAGAUGGGGAGUCACCUUAUGCUUAUACGGUCUAGUUUACUUUAUAUAAAACAAUGUAAAUACAACAAAAAUAUUAUUGAAACUUAGACAGUGCCUCUUCUGUGCAUGUAUAUUUAAUUUGGGUUCCAAAUUUAAUAUACGAGAUGAUAGAAUAACUAUGGUAGAAUUGAAAGUAUAAGUAUUAAAAGGUUAAAGUAUCUGCAUGGGUUGAAAUUCUAAACACAUAGGAAUCGUAUAUGAUUAUAAGGAGUUACAUAAAUUUGAUGUACCAUUUAUUAUAUGGCUGAAUGAUAUGAUCCUGGAAAUGAAAAGGUAUCCAUCCCUGCUUUGGUUUAUGAGUCACUGAAUUUUUCUAUAAUUUCAUAUAUUUAUUGAACAGUUGACCUCUUCUUUGCGGUAUGAUUAAAAUGAAAUAUUUAUGUUAUGUAUAGUUAUAAUUUUAUUGAAUACUGUAGAUACCAAGAAAGGCCUGAUUAAUGUAUCACAGAACAAAACCUUAAUUUUAUGACCAGAACAGACAGCAGUUCUUCACUACUAACCUCCUUUACAAUGCAUCUUCAUGUGCUAUCUGGUAAAGCAUAAAGUAUGUAUUGUUAUCUUUGAAGCAUUCAUGAAGCAUUCAUGAAAAACAGAUGAUGAUGAAACAUUCUGAAACGAAGUCAACCGAAGUUCACGUCUACUACUUUCCUCACAACAUUAUUUAUUAUAUAUAUAUAUUUUUUUUUUUGUUUUGUUUUUUACAUCCCCACCUAUAGUGCCGGUAGGCUUUCUUCAGGGGCCAGAUGUUCGGCCCAAGCCCGUUGUGGCACAGGCAAUUUUUUAUAGUGGCGCAAGUUUUAUGCUUGGCUCAUACUGCCCCCCGGAACUCAUUCUUGAUUCACUGGACGGUUUCUUCAAGAUUCUGGGUUGAUGGGUGGUCUUCUGGACAGCAUGUGGGUAGUCUUAGGCCACUCGGCGGUGACUGAAAAAUCCCAGGUGGUAGCGUGGGGAUUCGAACUACACAAACCAGUUAUGUAAAUGGAUGUAUUCAUAAUAGAACAUUUGAGGCAGAAGCCACUAAAUUGCAGUUUAAUAAAAUACAUACAAAAUGUAUAUUCUAUAUCUAUAGGUAUUACCUGGGAAAAAAUAUUUGGCUUGUAUUAGCAAUAUUUGUAUACCCAUAUAUAUAUAUAUAUAUAUAUAUAUAUAUAUAUAUAUAUAUAUAUAUAUAUAUAUAUAUAUAUAUAUAUAUAUAUAUAUAUAUAUAUAUAGUAAAAGUUCAAUAAUCUGGUGUUCAGUACUUUGGAACUUCUGAUAGUUCAAAAUUUUCAGCUGUUUUUUUAUAUAUAACUGAGAAAAUUGGUGGGAAAAAAGUGAAAAAUACCGAAAAUGAGAUGAAAACGGUGCACCAAACUAUCUAAUUCUGCACCCAUGUGGACAUAGUCACCUUAAAAAAAAAAAAAAAAAAAAAGUGGUGAAGAUGUAGCAUAAACACAUUUACGUGAAAGGCCACAGGCACAUAUGUGUCCUGUAUCUUCAUUAGUGUAGAGUAAAAGGAAUGGAACAGCUCAUUAUUUAAUUUUGUUUUUCGAUCAUGGAGGCGCACACAAAAUAAUUACAUUAAUUUUCAAAUUCAUUGAUAAUGAAGAUUUGUUAGCACCAGAUGCAACUUGCAAUUUCUUCACCCAAAACUACCUUUCCCGCCAUGCUGAAUGGGAAACCUCAUUCUUUGCUUUGUUAACAAACACCACCACUCUCACUGCCUCACUGCCACAUCCUUGCCCUUGCUGCCUCAUUGCAAAAGGCAUUUUAAGGCAUUUUUAAGGUAUGUCCAGUUUACGUCAAAUAUAUGUACAUGUAUAUAUACGUAUGCAUGCCUCCUUUGUGUCCUGUGGCAAGGGUGUGGCUGUGCAUCACUUGACAGGAGAGGCAAUGGAGACCGCUGCAUCCUCCUGGGUGUUGAGUUCAACAGUUGUGUUUGUGUUUGCAUGGUGCAGUUUGAAUAUUUUGAGGUCCCCUCCUAUUAAUUCGGAAAAUCUAAUCCAGAAGGUCCAUGACCCCUUGUAUGCCGGAUUAAAGGACUUUUACUGUAUACAUGUAUCAUUGAAAGUGAUGGCUAGUUUUUCAUUUGUUAUUUUCUUCAGGGUAGUUUCUCUAUACUCUGAGUUACUUGUUCUCUUUUGUUGUUAGGUUUACUCUGUACCUAGCAUUUUUGUGCGAGACUGUGAUUUUGGUUCCUGGAUCCCUUAUCAGAAGCCUUGCAAGAGAGUGGUGUUUCUUCCUUUGGAAUUUAAGUGAGAAUGGUGAGCCGGCUGCAUGAGCCUUUAUUUAAGCAAGGGCCUGGCUGCCGUCUUUGUACUCGGUCACUGAUGAUUGGCUGUUAAUUCUUGAUCCUCCUCGCUGCUUCCUCUGACAUUGCUGAUUGGUUGUGGCCCCCCACUCCUCUUCUCAUGUUUUGUAGAAUUUGUAUAUCCUCAACUUGAGUGUUGAGUUUGGUGUCAAAUACUUUUAAGUACAACACUUCCAAGAUAUGAAGGUGUCUUAUAUCCGUACACAUGGUGAUGACUUCAGUGUUUUCUUCCAGCAUAUUUCUUGUUAAAUUGGUAUCAUGUUCUUCUUCACAUGAAUUUAUUUUAGAAGCACCAGAAGACAGGUGUUAUGUCAAGUGAUGAGACAACCUUGUUAUAGUCAUGCUGCUAUGGUUGGAUGGGAGAACUUGGGAGUUUCCUUGUUUAUUGAUUAACUUAUAGACAGCGUCAAACUUUUUGUGUUCUCUUUUAUUUUUCUGACUGGGGUUGUUUCUGAGCAUGAGUUGGCUUCUUUUCUGAUUCUUCUAGUAAUAUGGAAUUUUACUCUUUUGUCGGGGUGUGUGGGUUUCACAUUCCAGUAUACUAUUUGUUUCAUUAUUCUCUCUUCUCUUUAUAUGCUGAUGAGAAGAAUAUUCUGUAGAAUAUGUUAACUUCAGUUUUCUUUUUUAAAUAAGUUUUUUUAAAAGUUCUCAGCUAAAAGAUUUGAGAUAUUAAUAUCCAAGUUUGGCAAACAAUAUGAGCUGAUAUACUAUAAUUCUUUAGUUUUUGUCCAUAUAGUAAAAAAUAGAUGUGAGCAUGAAUAAGAGAAUCAAGGCUUAAUUUUCCAGCACAAUGAGACAAUGAUAUACAUAUAUGGAAUAAAUGUAUCUAUAGGUGAAAAGCUUGGCACAAAUUUCAAACCUCAUUACCAUGAAAGGCUUCCCUACCCCAAAACUUAUUUGUGUCAUCUAUCUUAGAAGGGCAGCAUAUUUGAAUUAAAUGAGGAAUUACAUACUGUAUAUUUUAGUACAUAUUAGUUUAUUUGUAUUUGUGACUAUCAUGGUAUAAAUGUUUUGCAUUAAAGUUCUUUCAAAAGUAUAUUAGUGCAUAGACUGCAUAUAGCCAAUCAAUCUCUUGCCCUGUCCAGAAAAGUUCAAGAAAGAUCUAAUGGCAUUUAGAAAUUUUGUUUUGGUGAAAUGUGAAACUGGUUAAUUUUUAACAGCAACUUCAUAUGAUCAUCCAUAAGUCCAUUAAUUUGAAACAUGAUUGAUAUUCAGCUAAAUAAGUGUGUAAUUAUUUACUUUAAUGUUUUUUUCAUUCAUCCUAAAUAAUAGCAAGCAUAUGUUUGAAUUACUCUGCCAUUUAGAAUGCUGAUUCACAAAGAUAUCAACAUAUCGUAUAAUACUGCUUUACAUGUAAUAAAACAAUCCUGUGAUAUACUUUAUAUAAUAAUGGUAGGGCAAACAUGUGAAUAAUAGUUGUUUAUUCAAUUUUUCUAUGAAGAUUUUUAUGAAAUCUCUACCUAUAGAAUUCUGAACAGAAUUCUAUAUUAACAUCUUGUGGGCUGUUGAUAACAUUCAAGUGGUGACAUUCUUCUUUUUUCAUUUUUCAGUCUUUCAUCCUUUAUCAUCAUUCAGUUGUUGUGUUACACCAUGGGAUCACACUCUUAUUUCUACUUCCCCAUGGUGUAACCAAGGGUGAAAGCAUUGUGUGUGUCUGGCAUACCUGUUGGGAUUUAUUAAUUGUGUUAGUUAAGUGGCAUUUAACAUAAGCUUAGUUGGGGUCAGACCUAGUUAUUUAGGUACUAUGCAUUUCUGAGAUCUUGUGACAGUCUUGUUUAGCAACUUUUGAGAUGGAUACAAACCAGUGUUUCACCCCCUCUAAGUUUGCUGUUUAGACUUUGCAACCUCUUAACCCACAUAACUGGAAUAGGCAUUACCAUUUAGUUUUCCUAUGACAUCCUGUUCAGAGCAAGGGAAGGUUUAACAUUCAAGAGAAAAAUGGGAAUAUGCUAUGUAUGUAUUAGAUACUACUUGAAAGGGGGAGCAAUAGAGGAAGCAAAAGAUGAAUUACCACUAUCAUCUGACUCCAUGUAAAUGUAGGUACAUGUAAUGAUACUCUGCUCAGAAAACUUAGUUAUGUCUUGUAGAUGGAUAAAUACUUAUUUCCUAUGUAUAUUUAUCUACAUACUCAUACUGAUUUUAUCAUUUAUAUCUGCUGUAAUGAAUACAUUCUCUACAAUCAUUUAUAAUAAUGAUAAUCCAUGAUGCAAAGUAAUUUGAACAUCACAGUCUUACAGUGCCUUGGAAAGGGUGCAUGUGCAAGCUAUACCAGGAUUUUUCUCAUACCAAAAUUGGUUUCAUCUUCAUGAAAGGUAUAAGAUUCUCAGUAGAUAAAGUAAUCAUGACAAAAUGCCAUCCCUUUAAUAUUUUUUUUUUUCAGCCUCAGAAACAUGAAUUGUUCUUUAGAGUAGCAUGCCACUAAUGAAGGGAAAUUUUGACAUAAAAUCAGUGAGAAAAAGAAGGGACCAUGAAGGUAUUUUAAUGUUACACAUCAGUAUUGCAAAAGGUAAAGGAGGAACAGGUCAAAUCACAUACA